AUGUCCAGUAACAUUUUCCGCAUCUUCAAACCAGGAGGUUGGACGAAUGAGGCGAAGCUUGUGUACGAGGUCCAGGAUCUCCGGCAAGCGGUAGAAGCUCUCCAGGGUUACAUUCGCGACCAUGGCAUUGCCGUCCCGGACGUUCUUCCCCCCCAUCUUCAUAUGCAUAAACAUCAUCCCGACAGCCAGGCUGCUCGUCCGUAUCACAGCCACCAUCAUGCUCAAGAUCUGAAACCCAGCUACAGGCCGCCAGAGCACAGCCCUGGCCAAAAUGUCGUCCCAUCGGCCCCCGCCUCAGCCGGGUCUGUCGUUCGGAUGGGCGACGUAGACCCACAGGUUGCCGGGAUGGAGUUCGUGUUGACGCUCGAGAGUCCCUGUCUGCCACACCUGCACGGCGAUCCGGAAAACCCCGAGGAUGCAUCCUGCCAUGCUCUUACCACAACCGCACAGCUCGUGGCUAUGUAUCCAGAGCACCCGAUUGAAUCAUCUGCCGAGCGUGGGGCAUUGUGCCAGCAAGUGCCUGGACGCAUGCUAGACUCGUUGCUCAGCCUUUCUAAGACGCUCUGUCCCGAGGACCAUAUGACGCCGGUCCAAGCUUGGAGCCAUAUUCGUUCACAGCCACACUUUGGGGGCUUGGAACUUGGGGCCUUGCAAUCGCUGGCGGAGAAGCUGCGCGAUUCUGUCAAGUGCCAUGGGUAUGUUGAUGUAUGA
Grosmannia clavigera kw1407 is the source of this 711-nucleotide messenger RNA. RefSeq lists its product as uncharacterized. The coding region runs from base 1 to 711 and encodes 236 amino acids. The transcript is spliced from 3 exons. The record is from RefSeq and is a predicted model, not a curated record. NCBI's taxonomy places the organism in Eukaryota, Fungi, Ascomycota, Sordariomycetes, Ophiostomatales, Ophiostomataceae.